AAAAUCUACAACACAAUUUUUUCAUCGAUCAAAGUAGUUGUGUCACAAAAAUUGUGUCUGUUGCAAGGGUUUUUGUAGAAAAUAUUAGGCGUGAUUAGAGAGAGGGUUUUGGAGAAAACAUAAAAAAUGGCGUCGAGAGGAGGAGGAGGAGCAGUCGCAGGGAGGAUACCGGAGUUGGAGAAGAUGAGCGUCGAACAGCUGAAAGCAAUCAAAGAACAGACCGAUCUAGAAGUCAAUCUUCUUCAAGACAGCCUCACUAACAUCCGUACCGCCACUACUCGUCUCGAUCUCGCUUCCAUAGCUCUUCAAGAUCUCUCCAUCCGACCUCAAGGAAAGAAAAUGUUGGUUCCUUUAACAGCUUCCCUCUAUGUUCCUGGCACCCUCGAUGACGCUGAAAAAGUUCUCGUUGACGUUGGUACUGGAUAUUUCAUUGAGAAAACAAUGGAAGAAGGGAAGGAUUAUUGUGAACGUAAAAUCAACCUGCUGAAAUCAAAUUAUGACCAACUUUUAGAGGUUGCAAGCAAGAAGAAAAGCAUAGCGGAUGAGGCAGGAAUGGUGUUGCAAGCCAAACUGAAACAACUCUCUGCUGCAUCAUAAAUUUCAUGGUUUUAUUUAUCGGAUACUGUAUUUUUGUUAUGGGUUUUUAUUGGAUUUUAAAGUAAUGUAAUAACUUUUCAUGCAUCAAGUACAAGUCAUUAUAUCAACAUCUGUUUAGGGAACCAAAAUGAUUUUCCCUCUUACAUACAACUUAGCUUUGCUCAAAAUGUAUGCACAAUUAUUCUU
Messenger RNA from Lactuca virosa, 783 nucleotides. Lineage: Eukaryota; Viridiplantae; Streptophyta; Magnoliopsida; Asterales; Asteraceae. The record is from the annotation of a GenBank genome assembly.